Molecule: messenger RNA, 790 nt
Organism: Synchiropus splendidus (mandarinfish)
Lineage: Eukaryota; Metazoa; Chordata; Actinopteri; Syngnathiformes; Callionymidae
Product: dynactin subunit 6-like
Exons: 7
Coding region: 95-664 (189 amino acids)
Biological process (GO): mitotic spindle organization
Cellular component (GO): dynactin complex
Molecular function (GO): dynein complex binding
Source: RefSeq, a predicted model, not a curated record
AAAUACCUUGCGCAUGCGCUUAGCGCAGUGACGCCCAGGCUUACAAAUCGAUGUCCGAGUGACAGAACGAUAGCUCCCUGCUCGAUCAGCCACAAUGGCGGAUAAACAAAACGCCCAGAAAAGCGUCAAAAUAGCCACCGGAGCUGUUGUUUGUGUUGAAAGUGAAAUCAAAGGGGAUGUCACAAUAGGUCCGCGGACUGUGGUUCACCCGAAAGCUCGGAUCAUCGCCGAAGCAGGACCUAUUAUUAUUGGGGAAGGGAACCUUAUAGAAGAGCAAGCGGUCAUCAUUAACAGUCAUCCAGAGAACAUCAAUCCCGAUUCAGAAGUAGAGCCAAAGACCAUGACCAUCGGUGUCAACAAUGUUUUCGAAGUUGGCUGUGUAUCACAGGCUCUGAAAAUCGGAGACAAUAAUGUGAUAGAAUCAAAAGCCGACGUCGGUAGAAACGUAAUCCUGACCAGUGGCUGCAUCAUCGGGGCCUUCUGUCAAGUGAACACUUGUGAAGUCAUACCUGAAAACACGGUCAUCUACGGCUCUGGGUGCAUGAGGCGGGUCCAGACUGAGCGACCACAGCCUCAAACUCUGCAGCUUGACUUUCUGAUGAAGAUAUUGCCCAACUACCACCAUCUAAAGAAAACGGUUAAAGCCAGCCAUAAUGCUAGUUAGUCAGUUCUUUGAGAUGUAGGAAAAUCAGGCAUUAUAGCGUAUUCCUCCUAUGUCCCUUAGUGGUUUUCUUAACUGGUAGUUAACAUUGUUGCAGUUUUGUAAAAUUAAUUAAAUGCUUACAUGUUG